Molecule: messenger RNA, 3620 nt
Organism: Aricia agestis (brown argus)
Lineage: Eukaryota; Metazoa; Arthropoda; Insecta; Lepidoptera; Lycaenidae
Gene: mor
Product: SWI/SNF complex subunit SMARCC2
Exons: 20
Coding region: 127-3111 (994 amino acids)
Biological process (GO): positive regulation of DNA-templated transcription
Cellular component (GO): SWI/SNF complex
Molecular function (GO): DNA binding; histone binding
Source: RefSeq, a predicted model, not a curated record
UCGAAGCGACGCGCUUGCUCGCUUGGUUUUGUGGAUUUUUAGUUUUCGGCAAAUUGUUUGCCCUUUGUAUGGUGAAUGGUAAUCAGUGAAUUCAGAACAUCUAAUCUAACAGCUAAAGAAUAAACCAUGACAACUUUAAACCCCAAGAAGGACGGGGGUCCAAAUGCGGAGUUCUUCCAAUCACCGGAGACCUUAGCGCAAUUUGAUCAGAUUCGUGUUUGGUUGCAAAAGAACUGCAAAAAGCAUGUCCAAACUGAUCCACCAACUAAAGAAGGGCUGGCGCAGCUCGUUAUACAGCUUAUUCAUUACCAAGAGAACAAAUUGGGGAAAAAUGCAGCUGAUCCACCAUUUCUGCGGCUACCGAUGAAAGUGUUUAUGGAUCUCAAACCUGGCGGUUCGCUGUGCACGGUGCUGGCCACCAUGUUCCGCUUCAAGUCGGAGCAGCGGUGGCGCAAGUUCGACUUCCAGGUCGGUAAGAACCCUUCCCGCAAAGAUCUCAAUGUGCAAAUGAUGAUGGAGAUAGAGUCGGCUCUGCUGUCCGCUGAGGUGAUACGGACACCGUGCAUUUACAUACGGCCUGAUGUGGAUAAGGCGACCGCUAACAAAGUCAGAGACAUCAUUGUGAACCACCAAGGAGAGAUUUGUGAAGACGAAGAAGAGGCGACGCAUAUAAUCUACCCGGCAGCGGACCCGCUGGAGGAGGAGUUCGCGCGGCCAGUGUUCCGGCGCGGCGGGCACGUGCUGGUGCACUGGUACUACCUGCCCGACAGCCACGACACGUGGGCCAGCGCCGACCUGCCGGUGGACGUGCCCGAGUCAGUGAGCUGGGAGUGCUCGCGCGCGGAGCCGUGGCGCGUGUCGGCGACGUGGGCGCUAGACCUGCCGCAGUACAACGAGUGGAUGAACGAGGAGGACUACGAGGUCGACGCCAACGGCAAGAAGAAGAUACACAAGUUACGCCUGUCCGUGGACGACCUGAUGCCGGGCGCGGAGCCCGCGGGCAAGAGCAAGAAGGGCAAACGGAAGCGCUCGCCCUCGCCGCCGCCUCAGAAAAACAAGAGGAAGAGUCGCGGAGCCAAGCGUCGUGAGAAUGAGGUGGAUGAGGAGGAAGAUACGUCACGUGACACCGCCGACGCCGCGCCGCCGCCCGAGCCCACGCCCGCACCAGAACCGGCCGCUACAACGGCCCCGGCGACACCCGCGCCGGAGCCCGAGGCGCCUGCGACGCCGGCGCCCGCGCUAGACCUGCACGACGACUCCCAGGGCAAACACAGCGACUCCAACACACAGGAGAUGCUGACUAAAGACGAGACGGAGGACAACGUGACAGACCAGACGCACCACAUCGUAGUGCCGUCCUACUCGGCGUGGUUCGACUACAACUCCAUACACACGAUCGAGCGCCGCGCUCUGCCGGAGUUUUUCAACGGCAAAAACAAGUCUAAGACGCCCGAGAUAUAUCUCGCCUACAGGAACUUCAUGAUCGACACAUACCGUCUCAACCCGACCGAAUACCUGACGAGCACGGCGUGCCGGCGCAACCUGGCCGGCGACGUGUGCGCCAUCAUGCGCGUGCACGGCUUCCUGGAGCAGUGGGGCCUCGUCAACUACCAGGUGGAAGCAGACGCGCGUCCAACAGCUAUGGGCCCCCCGCCCACGUCACACUUCCACGUGCUGUCCGACACGCCGUCCGGCCUGCAGCCACUGCAGAACCGCCUGCCGCAUCCACGACCCGUGGAGAACGCGGCCGUGCCGAAGGUCGAGGCGGGUCUGCCGAACGGCACGGAGGCGGGCGCGCCCAUCAAGACCGAGCCAGCAGUGGUGAAGGCCGAACCGCCGAUAGAGCUCGGCACCGCGCCUGGACUUAAGAUGGAUCAGUACCGCGGCGGAGCUCGCGGGCGCGAGUGGACGGAACAGGAGACGCUAUUACUUCUCGAGGCGCUGGAGAUGCACCGCGACGACUGGAACCGCGUCGCCGCGCACGUCGCCAGCCGCACGCACGACGAGUGCAUCCUGCACUUCCUGCGCCUGCCCAUCGAGGACCCCUACCUCAACGACGGCGCCGGCGGUGUGCUCGGUCCGCUGGCUUACCAGCCGAUUCCGUUCAGCAAGACCGGCAACCCCGUGAUGAGCACCGUCGCCUUCCUCGCGUCCGUCGUCGACCCGCGCAUCGCGUCACGAGCGACUAAGGCGGCUAUGGAGGAGUUUGCCGCUAUCAAGGACGAGGUGCCAGCGGCCAUGAUGGAGGCGCACGUGAAGGCGGCAGGCGCGCACGGCCCCGCCGCCGCGCUCGCCGCCACCGGCAUCGCUGGCACCGCGCCGCCGCCGCCGCCUGCGCCCGCACCAGGCGAGAAGAAGGACGGUGAGGUGAAGAGUGAAAAUAUGGAGGUGGAAGGUGAGGAGGUGAAGGUGAAAGACGAGCCCGAAGCCGCCCCCGAAGACAAGGACGCCAAGGAUGAGGCCGAGCCCGCAUCAGCAGAGGAAGCCACAGUGGUGGACGCGAAGCUGCAAUCGGCAGCGUCAGCGGCGCUAGCAGCGGCCGCGGUUAAGGCGAAGCAUCUAGCCGGAGUUGAGGAGCGAAAGAUUAAGUCGCUAGUAGCGCUGCUCGUUGAGACGCAGAUGAAGAAACUCGAGAUCAAGUUGAGGCACUUCGAGGAGUUGGAGGCUACUAUGGAGAGGGAGAGAGAAGGUUUGGACUACCAGCGGCAGCAGCUGAUCCAGGAGAGGCAGCAGUUCCACCUCGAGCAGCUGAAGGCGGCCGAGUUCCGCGCACGCAAUCACGCGCUGCAGAGGUUGCAAGCGGAGUCGGGUGGCGCAGUCCCCGUACCGGGUGCGGUGCCGGCGCCGGGCGGGCCGGGCGAGGCUCCGCCCCCAGACGCGGCGCACGCCCCGCCCCACCCGCCGCACGUCCCGCCCCACACGCCGCAUGCGCCGCCCCACGCCAUGGGCCCGCACGUACCGCCGCACGCGCCGCAUCCCCAUGCGCCACAACACGCUCCACCCCACGCUCCGCCCCACGCCCCGCCCCACGCGCCGCAACAUGCGCCGCCCCAUGCGCCGCCGCACGCCCCACCGCAUGUCCCACCGCACGCGCCGCAGCAUCAUGCGUAAGCACGCAACUCGUAUACGUGCGUGGCGUACAGGACGCAAGCGCGGACAAGCUAAGUAAUAUAAUUAAUAAUUAUAUACAUUUUUAUGAAGAAUUUACAAUAUUUGGCCGCAAAACCAUGCGUAAGCACGCAACUUGUGCAACAGCUUACAGUAAUAUAAUUAUAUACGUUUAUAAUAGAAAUUUAAAUAACAUUGUAUUUUUAAGUUAAAAUUCAUAUAUAUUUUUUCUGGUAAAAUAGAGAAACAUCUGAAUCUUAUUAGACGUUUUAUUUUACUUAAGCAAAUGUGUACAAACACUGACGUAGCUAAAAGCUACCUUAUGUCUGAAAUUACACUUAAAAACCUCUGUAUUUAUGCAUUUCCAAUAAAAAUAGUAUUAAUUAAAAUUGAUGUUAUUAGGGUAAAACUUAACAUAUAAGAUUGUAAUGAAUGUUAGUUCUUGUCCUUUUUUGUCUGAUCAUAUUUUAUGAUUCUCAAUUAUUUACAACGGUAAGUUUAAUGAUAGUGUA